Molecule: messenger RNA, 2276 nt
Organism: Durio zibethinus
Lineage: Eukaryota; Viridiplantae; Streptophyta; Magnoliopsida; Malvales; Malvaceae
Product: serine/threonine/tyrosine-protein kinase HT1-like
Biological process (GO): protein phosphorylation
Molecular function (GO): protein serine/threonine kinase activity; ATP binding
Source: RefSeq, a predicted model, not a curated record
AAUGCGUGAUGAAAAUGAAACCUUUGCUACUGUGGCUAUGUGGCAUUAAUGAUGCAAAAGGAAAUUAAGACCAAACAGAAACGGAAACGAAACAGAGGGAGUUGGAUUCGGCUCGAGGAAAAAGCUCUUCUGUCUAUUUAUCCAUCUCUCUCUCUCCUCUAUUUCUCAAAAGUCUAUACUUUCAAACCGAGCAAUCACGGGAUGCCCCUGAAAUCUCUGCUUUGAAUUCAUCUUUCUGCUGCUAAACGACCUAAUCUCCUGAUCCUAUUAUAAAGAAGCCGUGGAAAUUUGCACUCCUUUCUCUGCAAAAUCUGCAUUCCCAUGAAUUUGCUCCUCAUUUCAACCCUUUGUCCAUGAAACCAUGAAACCCCAUAAUCACUUUCUCUACUUGUUAUUCGUUUAUAUGCAUCUCAUUGCGCUCCAAUGAAAUUCUCUUUGCUACUUUUUCUGUUUUCAACCACAAAAUUUGUGAUAUGGAAAACUGUAGUUUGGUUCCCUGUCUCUCUUAUCUGUUUCAAAGACUUGGAGGAUUCUCUUUUAUCUUGUCACUCUUUUGAGUAAUUCAUGAAAACCAUUGUCUUUUUUUCAUUCAUCUACCAAACCCAUGUUUUUGAAUCAGUUCAUGCAGUUCCUAAAAUCAAUUCACACAUUUAGAAGGAAAAUACCUUUUGAUUGUUUGUUUUGACGGGAUAAAGUUUCCUACACAGUUCCUUAAAUCCAUAUCACAUAAAGGGCUGAACAAGCCUGACCAAAGCUUCAAUGGGAACCUCAUGUUUCCAUGCAUUUCGCUUUCGAAAAUCGAAGAGCAAACAUUUGCCAGUUCCUUCCUCAUCAAAAACACAGUUGAAUUCUGAUAUGGAGAACAUGGAAAAGAAGAGAUUUGAUAGCUUGGAAUCAUGGUCAAUGAUUUUGGACUCUGAGAAUGUGGAGACUUGGGAAGUUUCAAAGGAAGAUCAAGAGGAGUGGACUGCUGAUCUUUCUCAAUUGUUUAUAGGUAACAAAUUUGCCUCUGGAGCUCACAGUAGGAUUUAUCGUGGAAUUUACAAGCAAAGAGCUGUUGCCGUGAAAAUGGUGAGGAUUCCAAACCAAAAGGGGGAGACUAAAGCCAAACUUGAGCAGCAGUUUAAGUCUGAAGUAGCUUUGCUCUCACGUCUUUUUCACCCCAAUAUAGUUCAGUUUAUUGCUGCUUGCAAGAAGCCACCUGUCUACUGUAUCAUCACAGAAUACAUGUCACAAGGGACGUUGAGGAUGUACCUGAACAAGAAAGAGCCAUACUCACUUUCAACAGAAACAAUACUGAGGUUAGCUCUUGACAUAUCCCGAGGAAUGGAGUAUCUGCAUUCGCAAGGUGUGAUCCACAGAGACCUCAAAUCAAAUAAUCUGCUUCUAAAUGAUGAAAUGCGGGCUAAGGUGGCAGAUUUUGGUACAUCUUGUCUAGAAACACAGUGCCGAGAAACUAAAGGAAACAUGGGGACUUACCGCUGGAUGGCACCAGAAAUGAUUAAAGAGAAACCCUAUACUAGGAAAGUCGAUGUGUACAGCUUUGGGAUUGUAUUAUGGGAGCUUACAACUUCUUUGCUUCCCUUUCAAGGAAUGACCCCUGUGCAAGCUGCAUUUGCUGUGGCUGAAAAGAAUGAACGGCCUCCAAUGCCGGAGAGUUGUCAACCAGUGCUGGCAAACCUCAUAAAGCGCUGCUGGGCACCAAACCCCGCAAAACGGCCAGACUUCUGUGACAUUGUUUCUGCCUUGGAAAAGUAUGAUGAAUGUGUUAAGGAUGGCCUUCCAUUAACUUCCCAGUCAGCACUGGUCAGCCGAAAUGUCAUUCUUGAACGGUUAAAGGGAUGUGUAUCUAUGAGCUCAUCUGUACCCGUACACGCCUGACUCUAGUCGAAGGUAUUGCUAUUCGUCUUCCCUCUUUAAGGUCAAGAUUACUUCGUAAUAAUUUGUACAUAUUUGAUGUUCUUUUAAUUAUCCAAGGCUGGAGGGUGCUGGUGGCAGAUUUAAGUGAGUUACAUCGAGUGAUUUAGGAUUUGUACCCACUAUUGUAUUGUUCCCUGCUUGGUUAGUCAGGUUUAAUUGUUUGGUUUUCAGUUUUCAUCAAGGAAUUACUCUAUAGUGGAAAACAAUAUGAACAGCAUAGCUGCAAUGAUAAUGUAAGUUUGAUAUUAUCUUUGAUCAUAUAAGUAGGAGCCAUCGAAUGGUGGGUCCAACUUGGCUCUUAUGCCAAGACCAUCCCUGUGAUCAACAAGGUUAGAACCUUGGGUUCCUUGGCAAAA